This is a messenger RNA of Oppia nitens, 1691 nucleotides long. RefSeq names its product prolyl 4-hydroxylase subunit alpha-1-like. Bases 18 to 1637 code for a protein of 539 amino acids. Lineage: Eukaryota; Metazoa; Arthropoda; Arachnida; Sarcoptiformes; Oppiidae. Gene Ontology annotation, molecular function: L-ascorbic acid binding; iron ion binding; procollagen-proline 4-dioxygenase activity. Gene Ontology annotation, biological process: peptidyl-proline hydroxylation to 4-hydroxy-L-proline. Gene Ontology annotation, cellular component: endoplasmic reticulum. The record is from RefSeq and is a predicted model, not a curated record. The transcript has 2 exons.
UUAUUUUCAAUAAUAAAAUGGCGAUUUUAAAUUAUUGUAUAUUUUUAUUAUUAUCAUUAUUACUAAGUUUAAUACAUGGUUUUGAUAUAAACUUUACAAAACUAAACUCAACUAUCAUAGAGGAAAGCUCAUGGAUACAAACUGUUGAAAAAUAUAUUACUGAUGAAGAGCACCGGCUAUCACAGUUAAAGUCAACGAUUGUUGGACUAAAACAAUACAAUCAAUUGGCAGUCAAUGAUACCGAUACCUAUCUAUCACAUCCGAUAAACAUAUAUCUGCUAAUCAAACGACUGGCCACUGAAUGGCCACAAGUAGACAAACUAUUGGAUCAGCCGACACACAAUAAGCUCCGGUUACGAGUGAAUCCAAUUGAAAACAAUGAUUUCACUGAAGCGGCCAUAGGUUUACAACAUUUGGUAAACACUUACAAUCUGGACAUACCGGCGCUGGUAAACGGUUCGGUAAAGUUCUGGUCAGAAUCGGAUGGCCGUGAGAUAAUAAUCCAGCCGUCAGAUGACACACACCGGCUAACGGCUGCCGACUGUUAUCUGAUUGGAAAACAAACACUUAUUGAGGAUUACUAUGAAAGUGCUAUUCAAUGGUUCAAUGAGACCAUUAAACGGUCAAAUAAUGACACAACCGAUAUGUUGUUUCAAUCAAAUGUAUCUAAACAUAUGGCACUGGCCUACUAUAGACUGGGAGAUCAUAAUCAAAGUGUUCAUUAUAUGAAUAUAUCCAACAAUUUAUUAUUAGUCGACGACUACCAGAGCGAUACAGAGUUUAUGUUUAGACAACUAUUUGUUGAUUUUAUGAUACAAAAUAAGAACAAUAAAACUAUAGUCAAAACAUCCGAUAAAUAUGAUGAAAAUGUUACAAAAUUUUAUAAUAUUUCACAACAAUUGUGUCGCGGAGUGAAACGUUUGAAUCGGUCAGUGGAGUCCAGAUUGAAAUGUCGUUAUUUGGAUACAACUAACCGGCCGUUACUACGGCUAACCCGUGUGAAAGUCGAACAAUUGUUGGACAAACCAGAUAUAGUAGUAUUUCACGACAUAAUCAGUGACCGGGAAAUAGAUUUAAUGAAACAGUUUGCCAGUAGACGAAUGGACAGAUUAAUGACAUAUUAUCAAUCAAAAAGUCGAGUUUCCAGCGGACGGAUAGCUGAUGGCGGUUGGUUAGGGGAUUUGGAUCACGAAGUGUUCGAUCGAAUCAGUCGGCGUAUCGGUGCCAUCACUGGUGUCAGUAUGUUUGCCGCCGAACCUUACAAUGUAAUCAAGUAUGGCGUCGGCGGGUAUUAUACAAAUCAUUACGAUGUAGCAGUUGUUAGGCCGUUCACUGGCGAACAAUACGGUGAACCAUACGAUCGUAUAGCCACAUUGAUUACAUACCUGAGCGAUGUUCAGUCGGGCGGUGCUACUGUUUUCCCCCGAUUGGAUGUACGGGUAGAGCCCAGGAAAGGAUCGGCAGUUUUCUGGUUUAAUCUGAAAAGUUCCGGUUUAGUCGAUUGGGAUACACAGCACUGUGGAUGCCCGGUGCUGGCCGGGCCACCCAAAUGGAUUGCCACCAAAUGGAUACGGUUUCCGUAUCAACAGUUACAUAAGCCAUGUCUAUUAGACAGACAUUUAUUGAAUUAUUUGUAAAUUACCAGAAAAUAAAUUACUAAAUAAAAAUAAUAUUAAAAAACUAAAUAAAAA